This is a messenger RNA of Adelges cooleyi (spruce gall adelgid), 3822 nucleotides long. It is a transcript of the gene flfl, whose product is annotated as serine/threonine-protein phosphatase 4 regulatory subunit 3A. Gene Ontology annotation, cellular component: protein phosphatase 4 complex; nucleoplasm. Bases 628 to 3027 code for a protein of 799 amino acids. Gene Ontology annotation, molecular function: protein phosphatase activator activity. Gene Ontology annotation, biological process: DNA damage response; protein dephosphorylation. NCBI's taxonomy places the organism in Eukaryota, Metazoa, Arthropoda, Insecta, Hemiptera, Adelgidae. The record is from RefSeq and is a predicted model, not a curated record. The transcript is spliced from 13 exons.
UCAGUGAGGUGAGCUGGUGAACGGAACGCGUUCCGAGUAUUUACAUUAUUAUUAUUUCUCCCGUACAGUAGAUAUACUUUUUUGUUUUCAAAAUGGCCGUGUUUCCACUGUUUGUUUAAUGUAUGCGUCCGCGAAAUGUUUAUGUCCCGUUUGCCCGUCGAUUCCGAAUCCAGUCCGUUUGUCCCACGUUUGUACCGUCGUGUGAGUGUUCUUGGACCGGUCGUUUGUCGUUUGUGUUGCACGUAGUACCUCUGUACUCUGGACGAUCCGCCGUAACAGCGGUGUCCCGUUUCGUGCCGCCGCUCCGUCGAGUUUUGACCGCCGCCACCAUCGCGCGCGAUUUCGCACGAUUUGCCCGUUUAGUGUGUGUUUUGACUAUUUCUCGGUUUUGACAGUUAAUACCUCUCUAAUUUUGUUUAAUGCUAUGCAACGCUCGAAGAGGUAAUCUUUAUUGAUCUAAAUUGGCUUCCGAAGUACACUCUGUCCACAAUCACAUAAUACUACAACAAACGCCAUAUAACUGUUCAACGGUAUCAACAUUUGCUUUGUUGAACGUCGUCGUUUUCGUAUCCCCCCGGCCACGGGGUAUAUUCAUGUUUGAUAAUAUUUAGCGAUGAACUUUGACUUAUGUUCGGCGCAAUGACGGACACCAAGCGUCGUGUGAAGUUGUACGCCUUGAACGUAGAUCGUCAGUGGGACGAUCGUGGUACUGGGCAUGUAUCUUGUACCUAUGUCGAACGUCUCAAAGGCGUUUCGCUUUUAGUUCGAGCUGAAGCUGAUGGUGCUCUCUUGCUAGAAUCAAAAAUUCAACAUGACACAACAUACCAAAAGCAGCAAGACACAUUAAUUGUGUGGUCAGAAGCUGAUAACUUCGAUUUAGCUUUAAGCUUUCAAGAAAAAGCUGGUUGUGAAGAAAUAUGGGAGAAAAUUUGCAGUGUUCAAGGCAAAGAUCCAACAAUUGAGACGACUCAGGAUAUUGUCGAAGAAUCUGAAGACGAGCGAUUUGAUGAUUUAUCAGAUUCUGCUCCACCUGUAGAAUUACCACCAUGUGAAAUUGGCAGACUCAAAGAAAUAAAAGACCUCUUUAUGACAUGCAUGGCCACUCCAUUAAACAAAGAUAGGUUGGCCGAAGCAAUCGAAAAUGAUGGAUAUGUCCGCAAACUGGUCAAACUCUUUAAUUUAUGUGAAGAUCUCAAUAAUUUAGAAGGUCUACAUUGUCUGUAUGAUAUCAUCAAAAACAUUUUCCUAAUCAAUAAGAAUGCAUUGUUUGAAAUGCUUUUUGCCGACGAUAUAAUAUUUGAUGUGAUCGGUUGUCUCGAGUAUGAUCCUACUCAGCCCAUUCGCAAGUACCAUAGACAUCAUUUAAAAAAUGUUUCAAGGUUUAAGGAAGUUAUAAUGAUUACUAACACUGAAUUAUUGAACAAAAUACACCAGACCCAUAGAGUGCAAUACAUACAAGACGUUGUUCUUCCUACCCCAUCCGUAUUUGAGGAUAAUAUGUUAUCUGCACUAAACAGUUUUAUAUUUUUUAAUAAAGUGGAAAUUGUCACUUUAAUUCAGGAAGACGAAAAGUUUCUUCCGGAUCUUUUAGGCCAACUCCAGGAUGAAAAUACCCCAGACCCCAGGAAACUAGAACUGGUGCAGUUUCUUAAGGAGUUUUGCAACUUUUCACAGAAUUUACAACCUCCCCAGAAAGAAGGUUUCUUUAAGACUUUGACAUCAUUGGGCAUUUUACCCAUGCUUGAAAUGACAUUAAUGUCAGAUGACGUCAACAUCAAGCAGGCUGCCAUCGACAUUCUUACCAUACUCGUAGAGUUCUCGCCUUCUGUAAUUCGAGAAUAUAUACUUCAACAGUCUACUGAUACUGUGACUCAAGCAAAUGGUAACGAAGUUGCGGAGCUCAUGCUUAUGAAUGUCAUCAUUGAGCAGAUGAUUUGUGAUACCGAUCCUGAUCUCGGCCGUGCCGUCCAAUUAAUGGGUGUUAUACGGGUAUUAAUUGAUCCUGAAAAUAUGUUGCCUUCCUUGAGUAAAGUUGAAAAAACUGAUUUCCUCAAUUAUUUUUAUAAACACAGUGUUCAUAUUCUCAUCGCACCAUUAUUAGCAAACACAGUGGACGGUGCUCCAGCGCGAGAUGACUACCAAAAUGCCCAGCUACUGGCACAUAUACUCGAGUUAUUGACUUUCUGUGUGGAACAUCACUCUUACCAUAUUAAAACGUGCAUUCUAAACAAAGAUUUAUUGAAACGUGUUUUGGUUUUAAUGAAAUCGGCACAUAAAUUUUUGGUUUUGGGAGCAUUACGAUUUAUGAGAAAAAUAGUUGCACUUAAAGAUGAAUUUUACAACCGAUACAUUGUCAAAGGAUGCUUGUUCGGUCCUGUUAUUGACUGUUUACUAGACAACAACGGGCGUUAUAACUUGCUCGACUCAGCUAUAAUUGAGUUGUUCGAGUUUAUCAAACUAGAAGACAUAAAAAUCCUAAUAGCUCAUGUUGUUGAAAAUUACGGCAAAAAGUUUGAACAUAUCGACUAUGUACAGACUUUCAAAGCUCUGAGGAUACGACACAGUCAACAUACAGAAAAGUUGAAAGACAAGCCAAUAACCAAUUGCAGUGUGACUGUUUCGACCGGACGUUUUAGACGCGACCCGCGGCAACUUGAAGAUGAAGAAGAAAUAUGGUUCAACAAUGAAGACGAUGAAUUUGAUGACGGCGAAGCUGUUGUGCCACACACUGGAAUGACGAGCACAACACAAUUGACAGCAUCUGAACAAUUAGAUUCUAUUGGUAAAAGUAUAGAUAAAAAAUGUGAAGGUAGCAGCACAAAAAUUUUUGGUACUACAGUUAAUAAAACGACACCAGUCAUGAAUAAUAAUUUAGUUGUUUCGCCAACGCUAAGUUCACCUCCAGAAGAAUCUAAAAAUAGUUCUCUUUUGAAAAAAGCUCUAGUCGAUUAUGAAGGCGAUUCCGACGAAGAAGAAGAUGAAAACGGAGAUUUAAAAUCGCCUACCAAGAGGCCACGUUAUACAUAAUUUGUAAUUUUUUUUUAUAUUAUGUCUAUAGUUAAAUUAAUCAUUUAAUCGUUUUGUUAUACAAAACGCGCCCCAACACAUAAAUAAUUAAUUAAGUAUUAGACUAAAUGACAUCACCCCUGUGUAAAUAGUUAUCAUGUUGUGUAUGACGAUAUGCUUUUCAUAAGUGUAUAUUGUCUAAAGAUAGGUAAAUGUUGCUUUUAAACAUUUUUUAUUUUUAUUUUUUACCCAAAAUCUUGUAUAUUUGACUAUCCUGUGGACUGUUCUUAUAUGUCAGUACUUAACAAUGAUUAUUAUUGUAAUUAUUAUAAUAAUCGAUACAUAUAUGUGUAUGUAAAACGUACCUGGUAUGUGUCCGUGUGGCGAAGAACAAUUAAAACACUAUUAAUUAAAAAUGCGUGGAUAAGAGACCAGUUAUAUUUAUUUAAUCCAUCUUUAAAUAUCUUAACAAGGUCUUUACGUUGACGUAAUUUUUUUGUUGUGAUAUUUUAAACUCUAAUUUUCUUUUUCUUGUUUUGUACAAAUUGUCGCUGUUUAAAUGCCAUCAACCUAACUGUAAUUUGAUUACAUAAAAAAAAACCUAGAGCUUCGUGUAGAUAAUGUCGUCAUGUCAGUGGUGUAUAUUUAAAAUGAUAUUAUACAAAAUUAAUUUAUAAAAGUUGAUUUUUUUUUAUGGUUUUUGUAAAACUUAAGAACAUCUACUACAUUGUUAAUUGUUUUGAUUUCUGCAAAAAUAUCGUUAACAUAAUAUUUAUUCAGGAUUAAACACAGUAAAUAUUUUUUUAUAAAUGUGAA